GCCGUCCCCCGGUGGAGUAGAUUACCUCCUUCCUUCAUCACCACCGCCUUGAGCGUCAUCGCCGACGGCCGCCGUUCCUUCCCUCGUCCGCCGUUUCUGGUUCUCACUCUCGAUCCGCCCCCUGCCCGCGGAGAUGCUACGGCCAUGGCGGAUGCUGCUGCCCCUGCUCCUCCUCUACUCCCCCAUCGUCUUCUCGCAAGAAGUCCAAGAUAAUGAUCCCUCCACAUUGUUCGAACGAGCCUCGGAGAUGGUGAGCCUGAGGAAAUAUGACGGAGCGCUUGGCCUGCUGAAUGCGGUCUUGGAGGUUGACCCGAAUCAUUCUGAAGCUUACAGGCAGCGUGCAUCAGUGCUUCGUGACAGAUGCAGAUACAAGGAAGCUGAGAGUGAUUAUAACAAAUAUCUGGAGCUAAAGCCUGGGACCGCUUUAGUCGAAAAGGAAUUGUCUCAGCUGCUGCAGGCUCAAAAUGCAUUAGAAUCUGCUUAUGGCCAGUCUGAUGCUGGAGACUUUUCAAAAGUCCUGGAAUACGUCAAAAAAAUUGUGCUCGUCUUUUCUCCAGGUUGCUUAAAGGCAAAGCUUCUCAAAGCUAAAGCAUUGCUAGCACUGAAAGACUACUCAAGUGUUAUUUCGGAGACAGGAUUUAUUCUGAAGGAAGAUGAAGAUAACUUGGAAGCACUGUUACUUCGUGGUCGAGCAUACUAUUACCUUGCUGAUCAUGAUGUUGCCAACAGGCACUAUCAGAAAGGCCUCCGUCUAGACCCUGAACAUUCAGAAUUGAAGAAAGCAUAUUUUGGGUUGAAAAAACUUCUGAAGAAGACUAAGAGCGCUGAAGAUAAUGCUGCCAAGAGUAAGUUACGUGUGGCUGCUGAGGACUACAAGGCAGCACUAGCAAUGGAUCCAGACCAUACUUUGUACAAUGUACAUCUUUAUCUUGGGCUAUGUAAGACUCUGGUCAAACUUGGAAGGGGCAAGGAUGCAAUCAACAGCUGUACAGAAGCACUCAGCAUAGAUGGUGAACUUGUUGAAGCUUUGGCUCAGAGAGGUGAAGCUAAACUUCUCUCAGAAGAUUGGGAAGGUGCGGUUGAGGAUCUAAAAGAGGCUGCUCAGAAAUCUCCGCAGGACAUGGGAAUCCGAGAAUCACUGAUGAAAGCUGAGAGGCAGCUUAAGAUGAGCAAAAGGAAAGACUGGUAUAAAAUCCUUGGCAUUUCGAAGACAGCAUCAGCCGCGGACAUCAAACGCGCGUACAAGAAGCUGGCGUUGCAGUGGCAUCCAGAUAAAAACGUAGAGAACCGAGAGGAAGCGGAGAACAUGUUUCGGGAAAUCGCGGCUGCCUACGAGGUGCUCAGCGAUGAAGAUAAGCGUGUAAGGUAUGAUCGAGGGGAGGAUGUGGAUGAGAUGAAUAUGGGAGGAGGAGGAGGAGGUGGUUUCAACCCCUUUGGGGGAGGAGGACAGCAAUACACAUUCCAUUAUGAUGGAGGAUUCCCUGGGGGCGGUGGGGGAGGAGGAUUUCCUGGAGGCUUUCAGUUCAACUUCGGCUAAAGCAAAGCAGUCUCUCUUAUUAUAUACUGAUACUGAUGGAUGAUGUCUUUUUGUUGUUGUUGUUUUAGGAUCUGAGAGGUUUUCCGUUUAGCAAAUCACCAAUUGAUUUUCCUAUCAAAUUAUAUAUCAUCAAUAUAUACGUCGGGACUGUGGACCAACCUGUCAAUGGAAAUGGAAUGGAAAUAAGCUAGCAGUUUGGUCCAGUGAAACGCAGGGCACGAGGACAUGGCCUCUCUUCUUCAUGGCUUCCUCCUUGUUUGCCACCAUUUUCGCUGACUAUAUAUUUUUUUUCGAAAAGGAAGGAACAUUCCCAGCCUCUGCAUCAAUCGAUGCAGACAGCCAAAAUAUUUUUUUUCGCUGACUAUAUAUAUAGCUCGCAGCUUCUGGA
Brachypodium distachyon (stiff brome) is the source of this 1925-nucleotide messenger RNA. Its product is annotated as dnaJ protein P58IPK homolog A. Bases 134 to 1537 code for a protein of 467 amino acids. Gene Ontology annotation, cellular component: endoplasmic reticulum lumen. The record is from RefSeq and is a predicted model, not a curated record. Lineage: Eukaryota; Viridiplantae; Streptophyta; Magnoliopsida; Poales; Poaceae. The transcript has 9 exons. Gene Ontology annotation, molecular function: protein binding.